Messenger RNA from Fusarium keratoplasticum, 426 nucleotides. RefSeq names its product Thioredoxin domain-containing protein. The record is from RefSeq and is a predicted model, not a curated record. Gene Ontology annotation, molecular function: protein-disulfide reductase activity. The transcript has 3 exons. NCBI's taxonomy places the organism in Eukaryota, Fungi, Ascomycota, Sordariomycetes, Hypocreales, Nectriaceae. Bases 1 to 426 code for a protein of 141 amino acids.
AUGGCCUCUCCGUUCCGUCUCAUGCGACCCAUCAUCUCUCAGGCUGCUAAGCCCAGGGCCGUCGCUUUCGCCUCCAGACCUUUCCACAGCUCGGCUGCCAGACUCGCCGUCCGGGAUAUCAAGACCACUGCCGAGUUCAAGGAGCUCGUCUCGACAACAGACAAGGCUGUCCUCGUCGACUGCUUUGCCACCUGGUGCGGCCCUUGCAAGGCCAUCUCUCCCAUCCUUUCCAAGCUCUCUGAUCAGCCUGACCUUCAGAGCGUCGAGUUUGUCAAGUUUGACGUUGAUGAGCUGCCUGAUCUGGCGGCUGCGCUCGGCAUCCGCGCCAUGCCCACCUUUAUCGUCUUCAAGGACGGCAAGAAUGUUGACGAGAUGGUCGGUGCUAACCCUCCGAUGCUCGAGAAAUUGGUGAGGAAGCACGCUUAA